AUGUCUAUUCUGACCUACUUAUAUAACAAGUGCCUCGCGACACUUUUGCGGGCUAUUGUACGGCUUGGAGGAGGCCGUAUCCGCGCUUUCCCCGACGAAGUGCGCCAUAUCGCCUCUCGCGACCCCGGGAGAACUAUCAAGAUUCAUGUGUACCGCGCGGCCCGUACCUCAGCUCCAUCGCCAGUGCUCAUUAACUUCCACGGUAGUGGGUUCCUACUACGCCUGCAUGGCAGCGACGACGAGUUCUGCCAACAGGUGAGGAAGGAGACCAAGUACACCGUCCUGGAUGUAGCCUAUCGCCUGGCGCCCGAGAACCCAUUUCCCGCGGCGAUCAACGAUGUCGAGGAUGUUGUCAAAUACGUUCUUGCUUGCUCCGACCAAUUUGACUCGUCUCGUCUAUCCAUCUCGGGGUUCAGCGCCGGUGGAAACCUCGCUCUUGCCGCAUCAGCGACCUUGUUCCCACCCGAGACGUUCCGAUCCCUGAUCGCCAUCUACCCUGUACUAGAUCUCAAUGCAGAUCCAGCCACCAAGGUUGCACCAGAUCCGAAAGGCCGGGUAAUCCCUGCUCCUGUAGGGCGGUUCUUCCAUCGGUGCUACGUGCCCACCUUCGACAAGCGGGACCCACGUAUCUCCCCGAAGUUCGCGCAGCUGGAUCGGUUCCCGCGCCGCGUCCUCAUGAUCACCUGUGCGGGUGAUUCGCUGGCACUCGAGGCAGAGGAGCUGGCCGAGAAGCUGCAGCAGGAGGGCGCCUACGUGGUUAGCGAGCGCAUGAAUGGUUGCAACCACGCGUGGGACAAGCGCACGCGGGCGGGAACCCCGCAACGCCAGGCCAAAGAGCGGGCUUACAAUCUGGCCGUUGAAAUGCUGAACGAAUAG
Molecule: messenger RNA, 876 nt
Organism: Penicillium cinerascens
Lineage: Eukaryota; Fungi; Ascomycota; Eurotiomycetes; Eurotiales; Aspergillaceae
Product: putative esterase/lipase
Exons: 1
Coding region: 1-876 (291 amino acids)
Molecular function (GO): hydrolase activity
Source: RefSeq, a predicted model, not a curated record